Messenger RNA from Thlaspi arvense, 1185 nucleotides. The record is from the annotation of a GenBank genome assembly. Lineage: Eukaryota; Viridiplantae; Streptophyta; Magnoliopsida; Brassicales; Brassicaceae.
AUGUGUGGAGGUGCUAUAAUCUCCGAUUUCGUUCCGCCGCCGACGUCCCGCCGCGUCACGAGCGAGUUUGUCUGGCCGGAUCUGAAAAAUAAGGGGAAAAGUUCGAAGAAGAGAUCGAAGAAGUCCGGUUUCUUCGAUCUGGACGAUGAAUUCGAGGCUGAUUUCCAAGGGUUUAAGGAUGAUUCAUCGUUUGACUGCGAAGAUGAUUUCGAUGUCGAGGAUGACGUCUUCGCCAAUGUGAAGCCCUUUGUCUUCACCGCAACAACCAGCCCCGUAGCUUCCCCUGCCGCCGCCUUAGCCUCCACUGGUUCGUUUUCUGCCAAGAAAACCGCAGAGACCAAUGGGCAAGCUGAGAAAUCAAUAAAGAGGAAGAGAAAGAAUCAGUACAGGGGGAUAAGGCAGCGCCCUUGGGGCAAAUGGGCCGCUGAGAUCCGUGAUCCUAGAAAAGGCUCCCGAGAAUGGCUUGGAACAUUCGACACCGCCGAGGAAGCAGCAAGAGCUUACGAUGCAGCUGCACGAAGAAUCCGUGGCAGUAAAGCUAAGGUGAAUUUCCCCGAGGAGAAGAACCCUACCGUCUCCCACAAACGCUCCCACAAACGCCCUACUGCUAACACCAGUGAUCUCAAGAAGCCGGUGGCUAAACCAAACCAAAGCCCUGCUUUGGUUCAGCUGCCAACAGAUGUGACCCCGUACUGCAACAGCUCCUUUGACAACGUGGGACAGGACUCCUUCGGUGAUAUGAGUUUCAUGGAAGAGAAGCCUCAGAUGUACAACGAUCAGUUUGGGUUGACAAACUCGUUCGAUGUUGGAGGUAACAAUGGAUAUCAGUAUUUCAGUUCCGAUCAGGGGAGUAACUCAUUCGACUGCUCUGAGUUCGGGUGGAGCGAUCACGGCCCCAAGACACCUGAGAUCUCUUCAAUGGCAGUCAAUGAUAACCAGGCACCCUUCGCUGAAGAAACCAAUGCAGCCAAGAAGCUCAAAACCAGCUCUGAGGACGGGACAAGCAACAAUGAUGAUAACUCUGAUGAUCUGAUGGUAUACCUUGACAACGCCUUGUGGGACUCUCCAUUAGAUGUGGAAGCUAUGCUCGGCUCAGAUGCUGCCGCUGUGACUCAAGAAGAGGAAAACCCAAUGGACCUAUGGAGCUUGGAUGAGAUCAAUUCCAUGCUGGAAGGAGUCUUCUGA